AUGCUGCCUUUAUUUCUCAUUGUGUCUAUGGCUAUCUUGGGUUCUACCAGUAUUUUGGGCAUUGUCUUGAAUUGUAUCAUUCUGUGUGUAAAUUUUGUUCAGAAGGAAAAAGGGAAGAGUCUUGGUCCUUCUGAACUUAUUUUGGUGACACUAGGAAUAUCAAACAUCACCUUCCAGGUUGUGAUGACUGCAAAUGACCUAAUGAUCAUCCUUGCAAGUGAUCUUUACUACUCUGAUGGAGUUUGUACUACUAUUAAAGUCUUGUUGUUCAUUCCUAUCUUCUCCAGUUUUUGGUUCACUGUCUGCCUUUGUGUUUACUACUGCUUGCAGAUUGUCAUUUUCACCCAUCCUUUUUUGAUGCGCCUCAAAAUGGAAAUUGCCACACUGGUGCCAUGCUUUCUUGUCACUUCAUUCUUUGUGGCUGUAAUUAUAAGUGUUCCGGUUUUCUGGAGCACCUACAGAGAACCAGUUAUUGGGAAUUUCUCAAGUAACCAGACUUUGGAAAUGAAUGCUCCAAAGUUGAGUAUCACAUACCUGCUUCCUACCAGUAUUAUUGGCAGCUCAUUACCUUUACUGCUGGUUGCUAUUUCCAAUGGAAUUAUCCUUAAGUCACUUAUGUCCGCUAGUAACAAGCUAGAGAACACAAGCAGUGUUCAGAGUCCACAUGCAGAAGCAAGAGAACGAGCAGCACGUACUGUUGGCUGUCUCCUACUCCUCUACAUGUCUUUCUACAUUUCAGAGCUCCUGAUGUUUACGAGUCUCUUCCCACCCAAUAGCCCUGGAUUUUGUGCCUGUCUAAUGGUUAUCUAUACCUACUCUCCAAUACAGUCCCUUAUACUAAUUCUUGGUAGUCCCAAACUGAAAAAGGUAUUACUGGGCUUAUUUCAGAUUUCUAUGAUGAUGAGCAAAGAGACUGAAACAAUAAAGACUAUUAGUUAAGAAAAAAAUGAGAACAUUUUAACAAACUGGUCACAAUAUCU
Molecule: messenger RNA, 980 nt
Organism: Pelobates fuscus (common spadefoot toad)
Lineage: Eukaryota; Metazoa; Chordata; Amphibia; Anura; Pelobatidae
Product: taste receptor type 2 member 40-like
Exons: 1
Coding region: 1-939 (312 amino acids)
Biological process (GO): sensory perception of taste; G protein-coupled receptor signaling pathway
Cellular component (GO): membrane
Molecular function (GO): G protein-coupled receptor activity; bitter taste receptor activity
Source: RefSeq, a predicted model, not a curated record